Symbiodinium natans is the source of this 510-nucleotide messenger RNA. The record is from the annotation of a GenBank genome assembly. Lineage: Eukaryota; Dinophyceae; Suessiales; Symbiodiniaceae.
AUGUUCGGGUAUUCUGGAUUCUGCGGUGGUAAGGCUGGGCAGAAGAUCCAGAUUAAUCCUGCUUGGUGGGUGCAGUACGAGCUGCAAAACACCACCGCUGCCAGAACUGCCCUGGCACCAGUUUCGAUAUUUUCCGUCUAUUGCUGCCCGCAGCGAUUCUUACGCUUGGCCAUUACCAACUUUCGGUUCUUUCGGAGGGGACAUGUCGACGGCCAUGCCAAGGUUGCAGUGCCCAGCUGCCCAGCCCCGAACGUGACAACGAAGUCUGAAGAAGGAGAAACCAAGGAAGAGAAGCAGGAGCCCCUUGUGCAGGCUCUUGUAUUGGACGAUCCAGCCACGGACACGGAGGAUGACUAUUGGCUUCACCCGUGCCAUUGCCUUCCUCACGCAUGGGGCGCCAACCCACCAGCAGCUGGUGAUACUCUGGCAGCCAUUCCCAGCGGAAGCAAUAACGAGUUUGAUCCACCUCCCCAGAUGAUCGUCUCCUCCUCAGACAACAUUAGCACUUGA